GAAAGCACAAAUCACAACACAGUAGUAUAAAAAUCUAAAGGUAAAUAAAAAAGAGUGUUGAAAAUCACAAAUCACAACACAGUAGUAUAAAAAUCAAGGAACAGGAACAGAGAAUCAGUGAAUUAGUAGUAGUGCAAACCAACCUCAUCAUCAGUCUCUCUGUAUCUCCAUUCAUUCGUCAAAACAGAGCCUCCUUUCUGGAUCAAUUCACUUCUUCAACUUCAACUUAUUAAUUUACAAACAGACAAGAAGAACACAAACAAGCACCUGCAGGUUUUAUAAGUUUCAUGAAUUACUUCUUCUUUUUUUCUUCCUCUCUUGUUUUUCACGUCUCAAACUACUACUUCACCAUCAACACCAGCAGCUAAUUAGAGACAAGAAAUCACUUGGUUGUUUCAUCUUCUCAUUUGAUUUUUUUCACUCCAUAAGAUUUCAUCCAAUUCUUCAAUACAUAACCCAGAAACACAGAAUCAGAAGGUACACAAAGAUGGAAUUAAUGGUGAUUGAGCAAACCCAGAGCAAGAAGAGGAAGUACAAUCAUGAACAAGAUGACGUGCUGAUGAUGGGUUUUUCAAUUGAAGACCAAUUGAAUCAAGAUUUGCUAGAGAAAGUACUUUCAUGGCUGCCCACAUCAAGUUUCUACCGUUCACGUUCAGUGUGCAAGAGAUGGAAUUCAGUUGCAGAGUCUGCAUCUUUCAGGCUUGCUUGUCAACAAGUCCCCACCAGGGAUCCUUGGUUUUUCAUGGUUCAUAAUUCUCACCUUCAUCAAUCAAUUGUCUUUGAUACUUCACAAUCGAAUUGGAAACAUCUAAACGACAAGCGCCCGCCGCGUAAUCAAGUAAUCGGACAACAAUCAGGGAUUACCACUGAUAGCAGCAGAGACAAUGAUUUCAUACCUGUGGCAGCUUCAGGUGGUUUGGUCUGUUUCCGGUCAACAGGUUCCGGUGCAUUUCUUGUGUCGAACCCGGUCACCGGUGCUUCUCGAGAGCUUCCUGCAAUGCCCGCAACGACGCAGAACCAAAACAUUCAUGCAAUUGCGAUGAAUUCAUCUUCAAAACACUCGUACAGACUAGUACUAGUCUCCGGAGAGCUGCCGAACCUCGCGGUCAGCGUGUAUGAAUCGGGGAAAGAUUGCUGGAAUGAAGAGAUUAAGCUAAAUAGUCAGAAGGCAGAGGGGAAGGCUGCGGAGGGAGGAGACGAGGAUGAUUCGUCAGAGGCUGCGGGUGGCGGUGGUGGAGAUGAAGUGCUGUAUUUCCUGAGCAAGACUGGAGAUGUGGUGGCAACUAAUAUGCAGAGAAGUCCGUCGAAGCAGUACUCAUCGGUCAUAGCAGUUAAAGAUGGCGAAGAGAUUAUUUACUUUCUCAGCUCAUCUGGAACCGUCGUGGCGUGCAAUCUUGUUAAGGAGACGUUCUUCGAGUACCCGAGGAUGUUGCCAGUUUGUUACGAGUACUCUAUCGAUGUGGUCGAGUGCAGAGGCGAAAUGUUGGUAGUUGUCUUGUCAGAAUUCCUGGAAACUGCGAGCAUCAGAGUGUGGAGAUUUUCCGAAGAAGAGAAGGAUCGAACCUGGCGUCAGAUUGCAGUAACGCCUCCGUCUAUGUCGCACGAAUUGUAUGGCAAGAAGGCGGAUAUUAACUGUGUGGGUUCUGGAGAUGAGAAACUGAUGCUAUGCGUGAAUUCCAGCAAGGUUAGCAGGUACCUGAUGUGUGAUUUGGAGACGAAUGGCUGGACUGAAUUGCCAAAGUGUGGCGUGGAUGGAAAGCCGAAGGAGUUCAUGUCUGCAUUCUCUUUCGAGCCUCGAAUUGAAGCUCGUGUAUAAGAAGAGAUGGACUUGGAUACUCUGAUUAUUUUAGAAAUUGUGUGGAUUGAUCUGUGUUUGUAGGUUUCGUUUAACGAUCAUUAGUUCAGGACUAGUGUGCCGCGGCUAUUCUUAAUUCUUAUUGUUGAUCAUUGUUGCACAUUCAUUUAUCUAUUCAAUUACGAAAUAUUACUUCUGUUUCAGGAAAAUGGAUACUGUUAGACUUUUUCA
Messenger RNA from Papaver somniferum (opium poppy), 2026 nucleotides. Its product is annotated as F-box only protein 13-like. The coding region runs from base 488 to 1816 and encodes 442 amino acids. The record is from RefSeq and is a predicted model, not a curated record. The transcript is spliced from 2 exons. Gene Ontology annotation, molecular function: protein binding. NCBI's taxonomy places the organism in Eukaryota, Viridiplantae, Streptophyta, Magnoliopsida, Ranunculales, Papaveraceae.